Molecule: messenger RNA, 1639 nt
Organism: Cinclus cinclus
Lineage: Eukaryota; Metazoa; Chordata; Aves; Passeriformes; Cinclidae
Gene: ATG4D
Product: autophagy related 4D cysteine peptidase
Molecular function (GO): protein-phosphatidylethanolamide deconjugating activity
Source: RefSeq, a predicted model, not a curated record
CGCCGCCUCCGCCGCCAUGAGCGGGGGGGGGGAGGGACCGGGACCCCCCCCGGGACCGGGACCGGGACCGGCACCGGGACCUCCCCCCGGGGCCGAGCGGGGCGGGCAGCGCGUGCGGGGCCGAGUCCUCGCGGCCUGGAACAGCGUCAAAUACGGCUGGACGCUGCGGCCGCGGCCCCACUUCAGCCCGCGGGACCCCCUGUACCUGCUGGGGAGGGUCUACGAACCGGGGAACGGGGAGGAGCUGGCGCGGUUCCGGUGGGAUUUCUGCUCCCGGUUGUGGCUCACGUACCGCAGCGGAUUCCCGGCGCUGCCCGGGACCCCCCGCACCACGGACUGCGGCUGGGGCUGCACCCUGCGCAGCGCUCAGAUGCUGCUGGGCCAGGGGCUGCUGCUGCACCUGCUGGGCCGGGACUGGAUGUGGCCGGAGGCGCUGCUGGAAUUGGAACUGGGGGGGUCCCGUAGGAGCCGCGACCCCCCGGGACGGACACGGCCCCCCCGGGAUGGACCAAGGGUCCCCCGGGAUGGACACGGAUCCCCCAGGACGGGCGCUGGAUCCCGGGAACCCCCGGGAUGUACCCAGGACCCUCCAGGAUGGACGCGACCCCCCCAGAACGGACAGGGACCCCCCAGGAUGGACACGGAGUCCUCCAGGGGGACACGGGACCCCCCGGGACGGGCCCGGGACCCCUCGGGACGGACACGACCCCUCCCGGGUCCCCCCCGGGACGCGGAGCAGCGGCACCGAGCCAUCGUGUCCUGGUUCUCCGACCACCCCCGAGCCCCGUUCGGGAUCCACCGGCUCGUGGAGCUGGGCCGGGAGUUCGGCAAGAGCGCCGGGGACUGGUUCGGUCCCGCCAUCGCCGCCCACCUGCUGCGGGGGGCCGUGGAAUCCUGCACGGAGACCCCCCGGCUCGCCGUCUACGUGGCCCAGGAUUGCACCGUUUACAAAGGGGACGCGGCCAGGUUGGUCGCCGCGGGCUCGUCCUGCUGGUGCCCGGCGCGAUUGGGGGGCGAGAGCCUGAACCCCGUGUACGUGGAGUGUGUCAAGGUGGAGCUGCUGCAGCUCCGCUCCUGUCUCGGCAUCAUCGGCGGAAAGCCGCGGCACUCGCUCUUCUUCCUCGGCUUCCAAGGUGAUUCCCUGCUCUACCUGGACCCGCACCUCUGCCAGCCCUGCGUGGACACGGCCCCGGAGAACUUCCCGUCCAGGUGGUCCUUCCACUGCUGCUUUCCACGGAAAAUGACCUUUGGGAAGAUGGAUCCCAGCUGCACCUUCGGCUUCUACGCCGGCGGGACAGAGCUGGAGCAGCUCUGGGGGGACCUGGCCCAGGUGCUGGCCCCCCCCUCGGCUCCGGGACGUUAUCCCAUCUUCACGCUGGCCGAGGGUCACGCUCAGGACCAGGCCCUGGAUCCCCCCCCCGGGCCGCCCCCUCCCCUCCCCCGCCGGGGGAAACGCCCCAAAAAACCCAACUCGGACGAGUUCGUUUUCCUCUGAGCCCCCCCCCCCCCCCCCCCCCCAAACACUGGAUCAGCCCCGGGAUGUGCAGCUGGCACAUCCCCCCCCCCCUCAAAUUGGGGCUGUUUUGGGUCACUACUGCUCCUCCUCCACCCCGGGACCCCCCCACUCAAAUUCCCGGGA